This is a messenger RNA of Umbelopsis ramanniana AG, 4011 nucleotides long. RefSeq lists its product as uncharacterized. Gene Ontology annotation, cellular component: nucleus. The transcript is spliced from 12 exons. The record is from RefSeq and is a predicted model, not a curated record. Bases 1 to 4011 code for a protein of 1336 amino acids. Gene Ontology annotation, biological process: positive regulation of transcription by RNA polymerase II. NCBI's taxonomy places the organism in Eukaryota, Fungi, Mucoromycota, Umbelopsidomycetes, Umbelopsidales, Umbelopsidaceae. Gene Ontology annotation, molecular function: DNA binding; ATP-dependent chromatin remodeler activity; histone binding.
AUGCCGCAACAGCGACCACCCACCGCUUACACCCCACCCACUAAUAAUCCAGCUGCCAGAUCUUCUAUAUUCACUGAGACUCAGUUGGCUGCUUUGAAGUAUCAGAUUCUUGCCUUCAAGUUGAUAUCAAAAAACCUACCGUUGCCUCCAAAUUUGCAACAGGCUGUGUUAGCUACACCCAGUACCGAAAAUUUGACCGCGUCAAGAGACGGGCCCAAAGGACAAGAUGCUAGUCAACCGCAAACGCCUGCUAAGCUGUCCGAGACGCCACCCGCUGUUGCCCAGUCUGUUAUCGGCACUGAGCCAGCUACGGCAGAGGUGGUGGCACCUCCUCAACCCCCCACCCCUUCUCAGUUCAAUGCCUAUGUUUCGCCAUAUUCGCUGCUGAAAGCGCCCAUAUCGUCUUAUGCUCACGCGUCUCGUCAACAACGCCUACUUAUACCAGCCCUGACGCCUAUCGGUAUGGAUUCCGAUGAACUGAUAAUAGAACGAGAACGCCGUGUGAAGGCCAGAGUUCAUUACCGAAUUCAAGAGUUGGAGUCUUUACCCAAUAACCUGAGCAAUGAUCUUCCCGAUAAAAUCACCGCCUUAGAAUCUGAUAUUAAAGAUGCAGGCAAGAAUGGGUCUAGUGUCAAGCUGCGAGCAAUAAUAGAAUUGAAGGCUCUGCGACUACUGGAAAAGCAAAAGAAGUUGAGAGAUGAUAUCAUCAAGGGAAUGACCAAGGCUACUACUUUGGCCACAUCGGUAGAUCGUUCUGGAUACCGUCGAAUGAAGAAGCAGUCAUUACGUGAAGCACGUAUGACUGAAAAACUAGAGCGUCAGCAACGCGUCGAUCGCGAAGCACGUGAAAAGCAAAAGCAUCUUGAUUAUCUUCAAACCAUUUGUAACCACGGUCGUGAGCUUAUUAAUGUUCACCGGACUCACCAGGCCAAGCAAAACAGAUUGGGACGAGCUGUUCUUCAGCUGCACGCUCACAUUGAGAAGGAAGAGCAGAAGAGAGCAGAGAGGAUAUCCAAGGAGCGUAUCCGUGCUUUGAAGGCUGAUGAUGAAGAGGCCUACAUGAAGCUGAUUGAUGAAGCUAAAGAUACAAGAUUGACGCAUUUGCUGAGACAGACCGGUGCUUUCUUGGAGUCUCUUACCAGAGCUGUUGUCGACCAACAGAACGAUCCUAUUCACUCUGAUGACAUUGAAGAUGAGGAAGUAGAUGAGGAUAUGCAAUAUGAGGUACAGUCAGAUGAGAGCGGCAAAAAGGUCGACUACUACCAGAUUGCUCACAAGAUCAAGGAAAGAGUCACGCAGCCCUCCAUGUUGGUGGGUGGUACACUCAAGGAUUAUCAGCUGAAAGGUCUUCAAUGGAUGGUGUCACUUUAUAACAAUCACCUUAACGGAAUUUUGGCCGAUGAGAUGGGUCUCGGUAAAACCAUUCAAACCAUUAGUUUGAUUACCUACCUUAUUGAGCACAAGAAGCAAAACGGUCCAUUCCUAAUUAUUGUUCCGCUCUCAACUUUGACCAAUUGGACUCUCGAAUUUGAGAAAUGGGCUCCUGGGGUUGCCACCAUUAUUUACAAGGGACCUCCCAAUUCUCGCAGAGCGCUGCAACAGGAAGUACGAUAUGGCAAUUUCCAAGUGUUGUUGACCACCUUUGAAUAUAUUAUCAAGGAUCGUCCUGUCCUAAGCAAGAUCAGAUGGCUCAACAUGAUCAUUGAUGAAGGUCACAGAAUGAAAAACACACAAUCCAAGCUGACCACCGUUUUAAGACAAUACUACCAUUCGCGAUACCGUCUUAUUUUGACCGGUACUCCACUCCAGAACAAUCUUCCAGAACUUUGGGCAUUGCUAAACUUUAUUUUGCCAAAGAUCUUCAACAGUGUUAAAAGCUUUGAGGAAUGGUUCAAUACGCCUUUCAACAAAGAAGGUGUACAAGAUAAGAUUGAUCUUAACGAAGAAGAACAGCUCCUCAUUAUUAAGAGAUUGCACAAGGUGCUUCGUCCAUUCUUGCUUCGUCGCCUGAAGAAGGAUGUGGAAUCUGAACUUCCCGACAAGGUUGAACAUGUCAUUAAAUGCAAGUUCUCUGGUCUGCAAGCUAAGCUCUACUCGCAAAUGAAGAAACAUGGCAUGCUUUAUAUGCAGAGCGGUGACAAGGGACGUACUGGUAUCAAGGGUUUGAACAAUACCAUUAUGCAACUGAGGAAGAUUUGCAACCAUCCAUUCGUUUUCGAAGAAGUUGAAAAUGCUAUCAAUCCCACUAGACAAUCCAACGAAUUACUGUAUCGCACAGCUGGUAAAUUCGAACUGUUAGACCGUAUGCUACCCAAACUCAAAGCUACUGGUCACAGAGUUCUUAUUUUCUUCCAAAUGACUCAAAUCAUGAACAUCAUGGAAGAUUUCUUGCAUUACCGAGGUUACAAAUACUUGCGUCUUGACGGUUCUACCAAGGCUGAUGAUCGUUCUUCGCUUUUGUCCGUGUUCAACGCUCCUGAAUCACCUUACUUUGUGUUCUUGUUGAGUACCAGAGCUGGUGGUUUGGGUUUGAAUUUGCAAACGGCAGAUACCGUUGUUAUCUUCGAUUCUGAUUGGAAUCCACAUCAAGAUCUUCAAGCUCAAGAUCGUGCCCAUCGUAUCGGACAAACGAAGGAAGUACGCAUCUUCCGUCUCAUCACGGAGAAGUCGGUUGAAGAAAUGAUUUUAGCCCGUGCCAAUUACAAGCUGGACAUUGAUGGCAAGGUCAUUCAAGCCGGUAAAUUCGAUAACCGCAGUACGGAUGAAGAUCGAGAAGCUUUCUUGCGAUCUCUUUUGGAAGACAAGACUGAAGAGCAGAACGAUGUCGACGAGGAAGAAGAGAUUGAUGAUGAAGAACUCAAUGAAAUGCUGAAACGCUCAGAAGAGGAAUUGCCAGUCUUUGAACGCAUCGAUCGGGAGAGAGAGCAACAAGAAAUCGAGUUAUAUCGUCGCAAGGGUGGCCGAGGUCCUGUUCCUGAACGGCUUAUUCAAGAAAACGAAUUGCCUGAUGUUUAUAAGAAUGAUGAUACCUACGCCGAUGUGGUUCAACAUAUUGAACUCGGUCGUGGUCAACGUGAAAAGGUCUCUGUCGUCUACGAUGAUGGUCUCACUGAAGAUCAAUGGCUCAACGCUAUUGAAGAUGACAAUGUUGACGAUGUCAUCGCUCGUGCUGAAGCGAAGCGAAGAGGGUUCCAUUACGACACUGAUUCUGGACCUGGUACACCCAGAAAACGCGGUCGAUCGAGAGCUAUUGAAGAAGACGUGUCGUUGCCUUCGUCUAAAAAGAGAGGACGACCGAAGAAGGCUGAAUUGGAUGUGAGUAUCCGUCUGUACCCAUGGCAGCGCGAACAUCGUACUUACUCUCGAAAACGUGGAAAGAAGGGAUCCGAAUUAUCUGGACCUGAUCCACUUCCUCCUCAGAUUCGUCAGCAAAUGACACGCAUUUUCAUGCAAUGCUACGAAGCUGUGGAAAAUUCAAUUGCCGAAGACGAAGAGACAUACCGAGUUCGAUCUGCCUUAUUUAUGGAUCUGGUCAACAAGCGUGAUUACCCUGUUUAUUAUACCAUGAUCCAAAACCCUAUCGCUAUGAAGAUGAUCAAGAAGCGUAUACAUUCGCCAUACUACAAAAACAUCCAUCAGUUCAGGGAUGAUUUCCAUCUGAUGUUCAAUAACGCUCGCAUAUUUAACGAAGAAGGAUCGUUUGUGUAUCAAGACGCCGAUGAAAUGCAGAAAAUUUUUGAUUACACUCUUCAAACUCUCUGCCCUGGCGGGGUCCUUCCUCCCCUUGGCAAUGGAGAUGCUCCAAUCCAUGGUACCCUAGAAAACCGGCACUUGGCCCACGCUAUGAACGAUGAGGACGAUAGUGAAGCUAGCACGCCUUCAGGGUAUCAGACCAGUCAACGAAAGAAGCAAAAGCGAAUCACAUACGACGAUGACGAUGAGGAGGAGGAGGAGGAGGAUGAUGACGAUGACAACGACGAUGAUGACGAUAAUGCUGAAUACGAGGGUUAA